UCUACUCAAUACAUAUUGCAAUCAAGGUUUACAAACUAUACGAUUUGAUAAGAAGUUACUUUGGAGUUUGGUUUCUUGUUAUGUUUACAGGGAAGUCUUCGAAGCAUCACUGUUUGUUUGUUAAUUUUAUUCUCUCUUGGUUGAUUCCUUAUUGUCUUCAGAUACUUGUUAUCAGCCGUAAAUGAUAAUUAUAUGAAUUUUAAAAUUUUAUUUUUAUGUAAAAUUUAGUUGCAGAGAAAUUUUAUUUUCAUACAAAUUUAGUUGAAGCUAAAAAGCUGAUCAGCUUUUAAAUCUUCAGUAUCAUCUAGCUAUUUGGUUACAUGCUUAAAUCUCCAACUAGAAGUUUUUUACUUCCAUCAUACAUCAAACAAGCUAGUGGGAGUAAUUCUUUUUCGAGGGUAAUGUUGUAGUGUUUCUAUCUUUCUGUUCUGUAUCUGAGAUCAGCAGUAAAUGAUCAUCAUUUUCAUCUCAUAUGUAAUUUUACCAAAGUUUUUGAGAUACAAGAUGUAGGAAAAAAAAAGACCAAGGCAAUUUUGUUCAUUUAACUUUUUGUUCAAGUAGAAAUGUCACCACCAGGACAAAGUUUAUUAGUUAUGGCAUCUCUCUGUCACUAACAAAUUUGUUUUCACCUUAAUUGCACUUAGAAUACAGGUUAUUAUGAGUAGUAAUAUGUCCUACCAGCAAGAGCAAAAUCCCGGAGGAGAAACUCCAACAAAGAAUCCUGGAAUGGAGGUAAUGGCAGGUCAGUCUGAGAAUGAGGUUGAAUCCGCAUUGCGUAUGGAAGAUGGAGAACAACCCAGGUCUAAUGCAUUUCCCUCAUUCAGCCGCCCGUCAUCAGUUUACCUUCUGACCUUGGAUGAAUUCCAUAACACCCUUAGGGGUAGUGGCAGGAACUAUGGAUCCAUAAACAUGGAUGAGUUCCUUCAAAGCAUUUGGACUGCAGAAGAAAAUCAAGUCCAAGCACAAAAUGCUGCCAUAACCGUGCCUGCUGUGCCACACAUGACAAUUGUCAAUAACAUCAAUCCACAAAAUCCGUCUUUUGAGAGCUCAAAUGGGAGGGGUAGUACGGCAAGAAACUUGAGCUUGACAGGACAAGGAUCGCUGAGUGUUCCAGCACCUUUGAGCCAAAGAACAGUGGAAGAAGUGUUGUCUGAGAUCAAUAGAACAGAGCAAAACACCAACAAUAUUACUCAUGCUGGCUCCAAGCAGAGCGGUCCUACAUAUGGAGAAAUGACUCUGGAGGAUUUUCUGGUCAGGGCAGGAGUAGUCCCAGAAGAAAGCGCAAGACCAUCACAACCACCUUCAGCAUUUCCUCCCUCUCCGCCUCCUCCUCCUCAGCUGCCUCAGCUUCAGCCGCAGCCUCAGUCUCAGCUUCUUUAUGGUAUGAGCACACCAAGAAGUAAGCUGAAUGGCCUGGUGGAGAGGGUUAUUGAGAAGCGGCAAAAGAGGAUGAUGAAGAACCGGGAGUCAGCAGCACGAUCCAGAGCAAAAAAACAUGCGUAUACUAUUGAACUGGAAGCAGAGAUAAAAUAUAUGAAGAAUGAGAAUUUUAACCUUAGACAGGAAUUGGCAGAGUCAUUCACCAGAUCGACGCAGCAGAACACUGAUGCAGCAAAACCCAAAGAUCAGGCCAAAGGAAAAGAUAAACUUGGAUUGUUGAGGAGGUGUCCGAGCUCUCCAUUCUAAAGCCUUAUGGCAGUUUACUCAGUGAGGUGGAUCUUUCUGUUUCUGGUUU
This is a messenger RNA of Daucus carota subsp. sativus, 1735 nucleotides long. RefSeq names its product protein ABSCISIC ACID-INSENSITIVE 5. Gene Ontology annotation, molecular function: DNA-binding transcription factor activity. The transcript is spliced from 5 exons. The record is from RefSeq and is a predicted model, not a curated record. Gene Ontology annotation, biological process: positive regulation of DNA-templated transcription. The coding region runs from base 658 to 1686 and encodes 342 amino acids. Gene Ontology annotation, cellular component: nucleus. NCBI's taxonomy places the organism in Eukaryota, Viridiplantae, Streptophyta, Magnoliopsida, Apiales, Apiaceae.